UAUUUUGGAAAGUCCCACCGGAAGUCCCAUUUUUUUACCAUCAUUUCCUCUGUAUUGAUUGCUGCUGUCACGAUUUCACCCUCUGUCAAAGUCGGGGAAGUUAAUGCAGGAGUUCAGGCAGAAUAAUAAUGCAGGUAUUGCUGAAAUCACACCCUGACGGAAAACAGCUGAUUUCCUCUGACUGCUGAUCCACAUGGCGGAAGUGAGACAACACGUUGUUAGUGUGAUCCCUGAUGAUGAAGGGAAAGAGAAGUUCAAGAAGAGCAGCGAUGUGGCUUUCUACAGGCGACAGAUGCAGGGCCCCAACCUGCAGCAUCGAGCUCUUCUGGACACCUUGGUGCUGACGGAGAGGGGGGCCCGCCUUGAAUUGUUGAACCCGGACACACAGACCAAACUGCUUCUUUCUUUGUCGCCGUGCAAAAAUGACACUGUGAGGAUUUUAAUCGAUGAGCUGCAGCCCAUUAAAGCUCGCUACAGAGUUCCAGAUGUGAUAACGGGGGAGCUGCAGUGUGAACAGCUGAGAGUGGUGAGGCAGUCGAAGCUCUGUGUCUUCCUCUCCUGGUCCUCAGGGCGUCAUCAGAUCUGCGUUUGGCAUUUUCCUUUCCGGCUGGAGAUCCUGUGUGAGGACAAAGUGAUGGUGACGUUCAACUCGAGGAGCAAACUGUGGUUCGAGACGCUGCAGGAUCCCCCCAGCUCCUCUUCUCAUGGUAGUGAGUUACCAGAGGACGCUUCAUUAUGGAAGGAGACGUUCCGACAGUUUGUGGACGUCAAAGCUAAUGGUCCGAGCAGCGUCGGUUCGGAUCUGUCUCUGCACGGCUUCAGUCACGUGUUCGGGCUGCCGGAGCACGCCGACGGCCUCCAGCUCAGAGACACCGGGUCCGUCCCAAACAAAGAUUAUGUUGUCACCUCCACCUGUGAGGUCAUAAUGUCUGUUUACCUCCCCAGAGACGGCGAUGCUUACCGGCUGUUCAACUUGGACGUGUUUGCGUACGACUUGCACCGCCGCCUGGGCCUCUACGGCUCCGUGCCGCUGAUCGUGGCCCACAAACCCGACCGGACUCUGGGCGUGUUCUGGCUCAAUGCAUCCGAGACCUUCGUGAACGUCCAUUACAGAUCAGCUGACCCCCAGGAUGGUGAGACUCCCCGGCUGAAGAGGAGGCGCAGGGAGCCUCAGACGGACGUCCACUGGCUGUCAGAGAGCGGACUGAUCGACUGUUUGGUUCUGCUGGGGCCCGGUCCACAGCAGCUCUUCAAACAGUACGCCCAGCUCACAGGGUAUCAGGCCCUCCCCCCUUUAUUCUCCCUCGGGUACCACCAGUGCCGCUGGAACUACGACGACGAGGCCGACGUGAAGGCGGUGGACGCUGGAUUCGAUCGCCACGACAUCCCCUACGACGUGAUCUGGCUGGACAUCGAGCACACGGACGGGAAGCGCUACUUCACCUGGGACCCCGUCGCCUUCCCCGAUCCGUCCGGCCUGCAGCGCCACCUGGAGGGGAAGAAGAGGAAGCUGGUCGUCAUCAGUGACCCCCACAUAAAGGUGGAUCCUGAUUGGUCCAUGUACCGCGAGGCCAGAGACGGAGGACACUUUGUCAGAAACAGAGAGGGGGAGAUUUAUCGAGGCUCCUGCUGGCCGGGUGAGUCUUCUUACCUGGACUUCAGCAGUGCACACACUCGAGCGUGGUACUCCAGAUGUUUCGGCCUGGGUAAAUACAAGGGAUCCACGUCCUCGUUAUUUGUGUGGAACGAUAUGAACGAACCGUCUGUGUUCGACGGGCCGGAGCAGACCAUGCCGAAAGACGCAGUGCAUUGUGGGGGCUGGGAACACCGGGACCUGCACAACCUGUACGGCUUCUACCAGCACAUGGCCACAGCCGAGGGUCUAGUAAGUCGCUCUGCAGGAUUAGAGCGACCCUUCGUCCUGACCCGCUCCUUCUUCGCCGGCUCACAGAGAUUUGGAGCCGUUUGGACCGGGGACAACGUGGCGAGCUGGGAGUACCUGCAGAUCUCCGUCCCCAUGCUGCUGUCGCUCAGCGUGGCCGGCAUCGCUUUCUGUGGAGCCGACGUCGGGGGCUUUGUUCAGGAUCCGGAUCCGGAGCUGCUGGUGCGCUGGUACCAGGCCGCCGCGCUGCAGCCGUUCUUCAGAGGUCACUCUGCCAAGGAGACGAAGCGCCGCGAGCCCUGGCUGUUCGGAGAGGAGGUCACGGCUAGGAUCCGCACCGCCGUCCAACAGAGGUACUGUCUGCUGCCGUACUGGUACACUCUGUUUCACCAGGCUCACACCUGUGGACUGCCCCCCCUCAGACCUCUGUGGGUGGAGUUCCCGACAGAUCAGAGCACCUUCUCCGUGGACAACCAGUUCAUGAUCGGAGGAGCUCUGCUGGCCUGUCCUGUCACUGAAGCUCAAGUUAAGGAAGUCAAAGUCUUUCUUCCUGGUUCGAACGAGGUUUGGUACGACGUCCACUCUGCAGAGGAGCAUAAAGGAGGAAGGACUCUGAGUCUUCCCGUCACUCUGGACACAGUCCCUGUGUUCCAGCGGGGAGGCUCGGUGCUCUGCAGGGCGGCAGGAGGUGCUUCCUGCACGGCCGACCUCCAGCUGCUGCCCCUCUCCAUCACUGUGGCCCCCGACCCUCAGGGCGUCGCUGAAGGGGAGCUGUACCUGGACGACGGUCACUCCUUCAGCUACAGAGACAGGAAGUCGUUCUGCCGGCGCCGCUUCAGCUUCCUGUCCGACCGUCUGCUCUGCCGUGCUGCAGGCGAGGGGGAAACAUUUGAAUGUGACACCGUCGUUCACACGCUCACCGUCCUGGGGCUGAAGAGAAAACCGUCCUCAGUGAUCGUUCACGUGUCCGGUGCUAAAGAUCUCUCCGCUGCGUUUGAGUUCCUGGAGAGCUGCUUUACGCUGACGGUGAAAAACCUGGAGCUCAGAGUGCUGACGGACUGGGAAAUAGAGAUACGUUAAAAAAAACUGUCAAUAUAUUUCAGCGGCUGACUUUCAGGUAAACGUCGUCGUGCCAUUUUAAAAGUACAACACUUGGCACAUGUAGCUAACAGUUAGGUUUAAUUCGAGGGUGGCCUUACUCUGUUAUUCUGUCCUUUUGUCUUUUAAACGUUUCUUUAUUGUUUUAUGUUUACAUUUAAUCUGGAAAUUAAGUAUCUCCUAAAUUAUUAAAAUUCAAGUUUAUAAAGA
Molecule: messenger RNA, 3190 nt
Organism: Eleginops maclovinus (Patagonian blennie)
Lineage: Eukaryota; Metazoa; Chordata; Actinopteri; Perciformes; Eleginopidae
Gene: ganc
Product: glucosidase, alpha; neutral C
Exons: 24
Coding region: 194-2962 (922 amino acids)
Biological process (GO): N-glycan processing; carbohydrate metabolic process
Molecular function (GO): alpha-1,4-glucosidase activity; carbohydrate binding
Source: RefSeq, a predicted model, not a curated record